AUUUAAUCUUGAAACAUUAACUCUUGCCUUAUCUUCCUUUCACCUCUUCAUCGGUCAAGUGCUGACAUCAAAACAAUUCAGUCAGUCUCACAUCUACAUACACAUCCCGUGUUGAAUGCAAAUGGAAUGCAUAUAGCCUCUUCUUGGUCCUAAAAGAAAAAAGGCCACGCAUGGUUCGUCGAAGACAAUCAACAACAAAACGCAAAGACGUUCCUCUUGACCACAACGACGACGACGAAUACAAUAAAGGGCACAAUAACGGAUAUAGAGAUCAACAAGGGGAAGGUUUUGAACAAUUAACGCUAAAGCAAAGUCCAGAUCAAAUUGAUCAAUCACCCCACCUCUCUCAACCACGUCCUUCGGGUCACAACGUACGCAGUUCAACAACUGCCAUCGAUAUUCCAAACCCAGCGUCAAUAGACUCAAAUAUAACAACUGAGAGAUCUGCCUUAUCAGGUCAAGGUGCUCAGUACAGCCCAAGCAAUCUACCAAACAGAUAUCCAGCCAAACUGUCGCGAUUCUCAGAAGGCUUCGGCCUAAAACCGAUUGGCAGUGGAGGCAAGGCGAUCAACGGAAAACGAUCGGAUAGUGUCGAUCUUUCACAAGCAGAAGGUGGUGCAUUUUUGGCAAACAUUGACGGAGAACCUGGAAGUGGACAUCUUGGUUCUUCAAAGAAGAUGGCUUCUCCUACCAUUAUGGCCGUUUUCGUAAGAGCAUUCAAAGGUCGUAGACUUUUCUUGGGUUUAAUCGCUCUCGUUGUUCUUGCUUUGGUGGUCUUGGGCCCACAGGAUAGACGAGAACAAGUGGUGCAAAAGUCUAAAACUGAGUUAAAUAAGGGCUGGCAAUUUGCCGACGAAUACAUCGAUAAGAUCAAUGAUAUGAGAAAAGGCAAGCCUGCUCCAACCCCAAAUACACCUGCCAAAGAUCAGAGCGGUUGGCACGGAAGCGAUGCAAAGUUGGCCGAUGCCGUUAUCCCCAAACCCGACUCAGAGCCACACAAGAUCCAAAUACCACCUAUGGAAGCCACAAACACUGAACCUGAAGCAAAUAUCCUGGAUGCUGUUCGUACAAUGCCUCAAUUGCAUCCCGACAAGCUGAAAACCACUCGCUGUGAGACCAACAAGCAUGGUGUAUUUGACGUCAACAACGUUCACAGACCUUUGAUUCAAUAUGCAAUCAUGAUUGAUGCAGGUAGUACUGGUAGUCGUGUACAUGUAUACCGAUUCAACUUUUGCAAAGAUUCUCCAGAAUUGGAAGAUGAAACAUUCAAAAUGAUUCAAGGCGGCCUGUCCUCAUUCAAAGCAGACGCAAAUGGAGCUGCUCACUCCCUCAAACCGCUACUGCAAACGGCAAUGGAGACGGUUCCGGAAAGCUUGAGAUCUUGUACACCGAUCUCUGUGAAAGCAACUGCUGGCUUACGUUUACUAGGUGCGGAUAUGAGUAGAAAUAUCUUGGACUCGGUGAGAAGCAUGUUGGAAAAUGAGUAUCCAUUCCCAAUUGCUGAUGGACCAGGCAGAAAUGGAGUCGAGAUCAUGGAAGGAAGGGAUGAAGGUGUAUUUGCAUGGAUUACUGUUAAUUAUUUGUUGAACAGAAUUGGUUCGGAUGAUCCUGCAUCUUCAAAGGAUGUCAAGACAGCGGCUGUGAUGGAUCUUGGUGGUGCUUCAACACAAAUCGUCUUUGAACCCAUUUAUCCUAGCGACACCCAAGGCAUGCACCCUGGAGAACAUGUGUACGAGCUAAGCAACUUUGGCGGCAAGAAGUAUACUCUUUACCAGAAUAGCUACCUCGGUUAUGGUCUCAUGGAAGCACGAAAGAGCAUCAAUAGUCUCAGCUAUUUGUCUUACAGCCUUGCACACCCAAAUAUGGUCAGAUUGGGAUCCCUACCGAAAGGCGGUCUGACGAUUGGAAAAGAGGAUGCUUUGAAGGACACGCGAGUUCCAAGCCCUUGCUUUGCUGAAGGAAUGGAUAAAGAAGUUGAGAUUCGUGUUCCAGGACAAGAAAAUGAACAAAAGAUUACCAUGUUUGGUACAGCAGGAGGCUAUGAAGCUUGCAAGAGAUUGGUUGAAGUGAUGAUGGACAAGGACGCUGUUUGCACCAAGCCCCCAUGCUCGUUUGGAGGUGUUUAUCAACCUAGUCUUAUGACUGCAUUUGCAAAAUCGCCCAUCGUUGCACUAUCUUACUUCUAUGACCGGAUCACGCCUUUGGGAUUGAAUGGUACUUUCAAAAUUACAGAUCUUGUCGAACUGACAAAGAAAGCAUGUUCGUCUCCAAAAGAAUGGCCAACGCAUUUCGGUGACAAGAGCAAGAGUGAAGCAGCAAAGAAUGCUUUCGAGUUGUUGGAAGAUAAACCGGAAACCUGCUUAGAUUUAACUUUCUUGACAACGCUGCUAAGGCUAGGAUAUGAACUUGAUGAUUCACGCAGUGUUACGAUCGCAAAGAAGUUAUCCGGUAACGAAUUAGGAUGGUGCUUAGGCGCUCAAUUGCAAGUCUUACAAGAUGGUAUCGUUUGUAAGCGUGUAUAAACUUUUGGAAGUAUUUCAAGUUCAGUUUGAUUUGUAUAGAAUUGUCAUCAUUUCCUUGUAAUCUACUCUUUUGCUAUCGUAUAUCAAUUUUGAUAGACGCUUUUUUAGUUGUAUAAGUCAUCAAGCUGAAUAC
This is a messenger RNA of Meira miltonrushii, 2655 nucleotides long. RefSeq lists its product as uncharacterized. The record is from RefSeq and is a predicted model, not a curated record. Lineage: Eukaryota; Fungi; Basidiomycota; Exobasidiomycetes; Exobasidiales; Brachybasidiaceae. The transcript has a single exon. Bases 171 to 2522 code for a protein of 783 amino acids. Gene Ontology annotation, biological process: protein N-linked glycosylation; nucleoside diphosphate catabolic process. Gene Ontology annotation, cellular component: membrane; Golgi apparatus. Gene Ontology annotation, molecular function: GDP phosphatase activity; UDP phosphatase activity.